This is a messenger RNA of Plasmodium gallinaceum, 6915 nucleotides long. Its product is annotated as conserved Plasmodium protein, unknown function. Gene Ontology annotation, molecular function: metal ion binding. NCBI's taxonomy places the organism in Eukaryota, Apicomplexa, Aconoidasida, Haemosporida, Plasmodiidae. Bases 1 to 6915 code for a protein of 2304 amino acids. The transcript has a single exon. The record is from RefSeq and is a predicted model, not a curated record.
AUGGAUAUUAGUAAUUCAAAAGAGACUAAAGAAAAUGAGAAAAGUUCUGAAGAUAUAAAUAUACAGAAAACUUAUGAAAACUUGAAUAGUAAAAAUAUUGCAAAUAAUGAAAAAAACAAGAAUAAUAAAAAUAACAAUGAUGUAGAGAAAGUUAUAUCAAAUGAUGAAAAUGAAAAUUUACGAAAUGAUUUAACAGAAUCAAACAAUGAAUGUAUUCAGAUUCAGUUAAAAAAUGAUGAAGUAUAUAAUGCAAAUGAUAAAAAUAAUUCAAAAAAUAAAAAUGAAAUAGAUAAUUCAAUUAAAGAGAGUUAUUAUAAAAAUAAAAGUGAUAUAAAUAACGUUAAUAAAGAAAAUCAUUCUAAUGAAAAAGAUGAAGUAUAUAAUAUAUCGAAGUUGUGCGAACUCAAAGAAAUAUCUCAAUUAGGGGAAAAUAGAAAAAAAGUCUUAACGUAUUUUAAUGAAUUAUAUGCUGCAAAAGGACAAAGCAUAACACAUUCUUUAAUUGAAAUUUAUUAUCUAUGUAUUAAUGAUGAAAUUGUUUUAUAUAUGUUGCAAAAAUAUUUACAUAUUCAUGGAUUAUGUGUACCCUGUUAUAAGUUUGGAAGCAAUAGAAAUUCAUGUAAUCUAAAAAUAAGAUGUAAAUGGUGUCAUCAUUAUAGCCAUUUAAAUAAAAAUUCUUGUUUACAUCCAUUUAAAAUGCUACAUUUUAAAAAUAAAUGUAAAGUUUGCAAUCAUUUUAUAAAAGGAAGAUUUUGUAAUUUGUUAAAUGAAUGUCAAUUUUGCCAUUCUAUUGAUCAUUUACCAAAAAAUUUAAAGAAGAAAUAUCACGAUAUUUUAAACCAUUUAUAUAAAAAGAAAGAAUAUUCUGAUAUUAUAACAAAAGAUCUUUUAUUAAAUUUAGAUGAGGAUAAAAAAAAUGAGAAGAAUUUAGAUGCUUUCGAUAAAGAUUUAAUGUUUACUUUUGAAAAUAACAAUAUAGAUAAUAAUGAUAAUAAUAAAUCUUUUGAUACAUGCAUUGAAUGUUAUGAAAACAAUAAAAAACCAUGUAUAAAUUAUUUUCUAUAUGAUCAUGUAUGUUUAACGGACUGCAAUAAUUGUCAUAAUGAAAUACAUAAAAAAAAGAAUUCGAACUUAUAUAUUUUAAAUUAUCUACAUGAAAAUAAUUUAUGUUCUGUUUGUCCAUUGAUAAAUGAUAACAAUUGUGUUUGUGAUAAUAACAGCAUUUAUUGUCAUGAUUCUGAUCAUAUAUGUUAUGAUAUUAAGGUAAAAAAUGUUUUAGAUAAAUGUUUAGAUUCUUUAAAAAAAGAAUUUAGUGAUACAAAAGACCAAGGAAGAAGUAUAGAAAAUGAAAAUAAAGACGAAGAUAAAAAUGAAAAUGAAAACAGCAAUAGUAAGAAAGUUGAUGAAAAAAGAAAAAGAACGUCUCAUAAAGGCUAUAAUAGUAUAAGAGAAAAAACAUGGCAGAAAAAAAACCUAAAUGAAUAUAAUAAAAAAUAUUCUUAUUCACGAAAUGAAAGUUUAAAUUCACUUAGUUUAGAAAGCAAUAAUAUAUACAAAAAUAAUAAUGAUAAUUUCAUGAGUAGUGCUGAUAAAAAUAAAAAUAAAUUGGAUGAUAACUAUGAAAUAAAAGAAUAUUAUAAUGAAAAAGAAAAAAAUUUCAAUAAUAAAAAAGAAAAAAAAGAAAAUUUUUUUAACAAGCAUGAAGAUGAAAAGAAUUUUAAAAUUAACAAUAAAGAAGAAAAAAAUGAAAAAUAUAAAAAUGAUAAUAAAUACUAUGAAGAUAAUAAUACUAAAUCAAAAAAAGAGAAGAAUGAUAAAUAUUCUUCAGUAAAUUUAAAUAGUGAAAAAAAUUUCAGUAGUAAACAUUGUUCAAAUACACAUAGCAAAAGUUAUUAUGAUAAUAGUACUACAUAUAAAUUACACAAUGCAAAAAAAAAAAAAAAAAAAAAAUUAGAUAAAUUAUCGGGUGAAUGUUACGGAAAUAAAUCUGUAAAAAAAAGUAGUCAUACUUCUGUAAAUAAAGAAAAAGGCAAGGAUUCAAAAUAUAGAUAUAAAAAUUUAAUUAAUAGAGUUAAAAUUUGUAACAAAGAAGAAAUAGAAGAAAAAAAAAUGAACGAAACAAGUGUGAUAAAUGAAAAAGAUGUAACUCUUGAUAAAGAUAAGGAAAAAGAGAAAAAUUUUGAAAAUAUAUCUAUGGAAUCAGUACCAAAUAAUAUUUCUUUAAGAGAUGAAAAAAAUAAUUUUCUUUAUGAAAAAAAUAAAGAACAAAAUAAAUUUAGUAAUAAUGAAGGUUAUUAUAGUGGAAGUGGUUCAACCAACUUCGAAAAAAAUCCUUGUAAUGCAGGUGAAGAAAAAUAUUUUGAAAAAACCUUGAAUACUUACACAAAUUAUAAUAUUGUAGAUAUUCAUUUAAAUAAUAAAAGUGAUAUAUUGUUAGAUGAUUAUGAUAAUGAGGAAUGUGUGAGAGAUACAGAAAUAAAAACAAAUAAUAAAAUUAAAAUUAUUAAUGAUGUGGUGAGACAUGAAGCACCUAGACCAAAAAACGUUAUGCAUAAUUUAUUAGAUGAUAAAUAUAGAAAAAAAAAAAUGAUGCUUGGAGAAUUAACUGGUUUUUUUACAAUUGAAGAACAUAAUAAACAAAAAUGUAUUCCAUGUUCCUUUUAUUUUUCUAAUGGUUGUAACUACUCGAUAUAUUGCAGAAAUUGCCAUCAUGAAAGUCACAGAGAUCAUAAAGGUGAUCAGUGUCAUUAUAAGGUUUUACAUAAAAUGAAAAUAUGUAAACCAUGUAAUGAUUUUUUUAAAGGAAUGUGUGAACACAGAAAAUCAAAGAUUCCAAGAAAACCACAUGAAUGUGCUUAUUGUCAUGAAGAAACUCAUAGAAAAGAAGUUUUAAAAGAAAUAAAUAAGAAGGAAAAAAGAAGCUUAAGUAAUUUUUCAAAAAGUGAUAAAAUAAAAAAAAGUAAUAGUGAAAGAAGUAUGAGCAACUUCUCAAAAAUAUGCGAAUUUGAAAUUAAUGAAAAUAAAAGGAGUCUAAGUAACUAUUCAAGAAAUAGAAUUAUAAGUUGUGAAAAAGAAAAAGAUGACAAAAAAGUAUAUAAAAGUGAAUUAAAUAGUAACAAAGAAAGUACAAGAGAUUCUCAGAGGAAUUCAAAAAAUUGCAAUAUAGAAGAUAGAAGUAUUAACAGAGAAUUAAAAGAAACUAAUUCAUCCACUAACGAAAAAACAAAAGAAACAAAUGAAAUAAUAUCAGAACAUAAUAAUGAUUACAUUUCUGAAGAUGAAAUGUGGUUAGAAACAAGAAAUGUAAAUAAUGAUAAAGAAAAAUUAAAAAACAAAGGAAAAAUUGAUAUUGAAAAUAAAGAAAAAAAAUUAAAUGAUGAUGAUAAUUCAAAAAAUGAGAGAGAAAUAAAGAAAGAUGAGCAAGAAGAUUUUCUAAAAGAAGAAUCAGCAAAUGAAAAAAAAGAUUUAAUCACACGCUCAUAUUCAAAUAGUUUGUCAUCCAAUGAAAAGGAAGAUAAAGAAGAAAAUUCAAAUAAAUUGAGUUCUACAAAUGGUUUCUAUGAAAAUUCUACAGAAAAUAUAUCUGGAAAAUUUACAUCUGACAAUAUAAAAAAUGAAUUAAAUAAUUUAAAUGAUAAAAGUAAUGAAAUAAAAGAUAUUUACAAAGAGAUGGAUGAAAAAGAUUAUGAGAAGGAAGAAAAUGUAAGUCCGGAUAGAAAAGAAAAUAUAAGUAAAGAGAAGUUUGAUAAAACGGAUAAAUACCAUGAUAAAAGUAUAGAUAAAGAAGACGAAGAAGAAUUAGAUAGAUUAAGAGCAAAAAGAAUGCAAGAAAUAUAUAAGUUGCAAAGAAAACAAGGAAUUAAUUUAAAUGAUUUUAGUAAAAACUUAAGCAGACAUGAAAAAGGGGCUUGUCAUCCUUGUGUUUAUUAUUUUGUUGGUUUUUCAGGAUGUUUAAAUGGAAAAAAUUGCUUAAAUUGUCAUCAUGAAGAUCAUAGAAAUCCUCAUAGUAUAUUUCAUCCAUCUCGUUUUUUACAUAUAAAAAAAUUAUGUGUUCCUUGUUCUAGUUAUUUUAAAGGUGAAUGUACAAGACAUAUGCAUACAUGUGUUUAUUGUCAUUAUGAUUCACAUAAAAAAGAAUUUGAAGAAAGUAGUAAAACUAAAAAAGAGAUAAAUGAAAAAUAUAAAAAAGAGGAAACAGAUGAUUAUAAAGAAGAUAAGGAUAAUAAAAAAGAAAAUACCAAUGAUAUCAAUGAAAAAGAACAAAAAAAUAUAUAUGAUAAAAAUAUAGAGAAUGAUAAUAAAGAACAUAAAGAAGAAGAAGAAGAAGAAAAAAUUAAAAAUGGAGAAAUUAAAGACGAAAAAAAAGAAAAUAAGCGAGAAACAUUAGAAAAAACUGAAAUCAAUGAAGGAAAUAAAGAUGUAUUAGAUGAAAAAAAAAAAGAAUUUGUCUAUGCAAAGCAAACAGGAUAUAAAGAAAGAGAUGCACAUGAAAGGGGUGUUUGUCAUCCUUGUGCUUUUUAUUUUUCAGGAAAAAAUGGGUGCUUAAAAAAAAAUAAUUGCAUAAACUGUCAUGAUAGAGAUCAUGAAGAUAUUAACUCACCAUAUCAUCCAUCGAAAUUAUUACAUUAUAAAGGUAUAUGCUCACCGUGUCAAGAAAAUAUGAAAGGUUUAUGUAAAAGAGCUUCGUUUGAUUGUGUUCAUUGUCACAAUGAAGAACAUAUACCAGACAAUAUGAAAGAAACUGUUCAAAAAAUGAAAGAAAAAAAUAUAGAGAAAAGAAAUAAAAAAGAAAGAAAAGCCUAUUUUGACCAUAAAUACAAAUUUUUAAAUAAACAUAAAGUAAAUGCUUAUAAUAAUAAUAAUACAUCUUUCAAUAGGAGAAAUUUUUAUAAUCCUAUUGCUUACAAAAAUAAAAAAUAUUCUAUUAAAUCAAUUAGUAUAGAUAAGAAAAAUAAUUAUAAAAAAGUUAAAAAAUAUUCAUAUUUUAAAAAUUCUAGUAGUUAUGAUAAUAAAAAACAUAUUACCAAGAAUAAUAAUUACGAAUAUUCUAAAAAAUCGCAUAUUAAAGAAAAAUAUAAUGCAUAUAAUCUGUCUAUAAAUAAUAUUAAAAAUAAACAAUUAUCAAGCAGAAACUAUUACAGUAAAAAAGAUAAAGAAAAAAAAAUGAAGGAAUAUAAAGAAACGAGAAACAGUAUGAAUUACGAAAAAUCUAUUAACACGUUUAAUAAUUUUAACAAAAAAGCAACUAAUAAAUCAAACAAUAAUAAGUUUUAUAGAAAAUCAGUUGAUUUGAAUAGUAUAAAAAGUUAUGAUCAUCAUAACGAAACGAAAUUUAGAGAUAAACUAUCAUCAAAUAAUUAUGCAUAUUAUAAUAGUAAUAAAGAUAAUUAUGAUGAAAAUAAAUAUAAGCAAGGAAGUGUCAGAAAUAACUAUGAAGACAAAAAUUAUAACUUAAAAAAAAAUAAUAAAUAUGAAAAUUCAAAAAUUAAAUAUGAAGAGGAAAUAAAUUAUUACAAUGAACAAAAAAAUUAUAAUAAUGAAAAAAAUUUUGAAGACAAAGAUAACAAUAAUAAAAAAAAUUAUUAUGAAAGUAGCGGUAGCUAUUUUGAUAGAAAGAGUCAUUUUGAUAAAAAAUAUGAUUAUAGAAACAAUUCUGAUCAUAAAAAUAAACAUUAUGAUAAGAUAUAUGAUUAUAAAAAAAAUUAUUACAAUAAUGAUAAAUAUUGUGAAGGAAAAAUAAAUUAUAAUGAUGAAAAAAAAAAUUAUUAUGAUGAAAAAAAAAAUUAUUACGAUGAAAAAAAAAAUUAUUAUGAUGAAAAAAAGAGAUAUUACGAAGAUAAGAAAAAUUAUUAUAAUGAUAGAAAUGUCUAUGCUGACAGGAAAGAUUUCUGUAAUUAUAAAAAAAAUUAUGACAAAAAAGCAAGUAGAGAGGAGGAAUUAGUAUCACCAUCAAUUGUAAGAAAUAAUAGUAAUUUUUCAGAUAAAAAAGAAUUAACCAAACGAAAAUAUGACGAAGUUGAAAUGUAUAAAAAUGAUUACAAUGAUUCAUUUAAUUUUUCAAUAAAUAACAAUAAGAGAAGGAAAGAAGAUUUCUCAGAAAACACAUUAAUGAAGAGAAAUAACGAAAGGGAUUAUAAUAAAAAUAUAACAAAUGAAAAUAAAAAUAUCAAUAAAAAAUCAAUGAGAACUAAAGAAAUUUGUUAUGAUUUAGAUGGAAAUUCCUCAAAAAAAUAUGUGACUAAAUUAGAUAAAGGAUAUAAUGACAAUAAAAUAAAUUGUGAAGAACAUAAUUAUAAAAGAAAAGGCUUUCCAGUGUUAAUAAAAAAAAAAAGUAAUUCAAAAGAAUCUUUUGAUAGUUCUAACAAAAUUGCAAAUGGUGUAAGAAAUAUAGAUAAUGAUAAAUAUAGUACUUAUAAAAGAAAAUAUACAGAUCGUUAUGACGAUAGAUAUAGUGGUUUAUCAUCCACAGUAGCAAAACACAAUUCUUUCUUAAAAAAAAAUAGGAAUGAUUCUAUUGAUUUAAAUAAAUAUAAAUCUCCUAGUAUUUUAAGAGAUGAUAAUAGAAUCUCCAUGUUUUCAUCAAAAAAUAGACGUAAUUCCAUCGAAAUAAACAAUCAGAAAAUAAUUAACAAAAAUGAAAACAAUAAUACAUAUGAAAAGUACGUUGAUGAUAAAUAUAAUGAACAUAAAAAUUCACAAAAUAAAUUCAAAAAAAAUUUAAAUAAAUAUAAUACUUAUGAACAUAAUUAUAGAAAAACUUAUUUCAAAUAUAAUAAUAAGGAUAACAGUUUUUAUAAAACAAAUGAUACUACAGAUUAUAAAACUACUGUAAAACAUUAUUUUAAAGAUAGAAAUUCAAAAAAAUAUCAAGGAAAGUACAAGAACACAUGGAAAAAUAAAAGAUCAAAUGUUUAA